Molecule: messenger RNA, 2511 nt
Organism: Symbiodinium sp. CCMP2456
Lineage: Eukaryota; Dinophyceae; Suessiales; Symbiodiniaceae
Source: the annotation of a GenBank genome assembly
AUGCCCCUCCAGGACCCACGGCAGACGCCCGUCAAUGAGGAGCCCCCGAAGAAGCCCCGACCGACAGCGAUUCGAGGAGGUCUAACGGUUUCCCAGGAAGCCGCCGUGAAGGCAGCUUGGAAAGAGGCAGGCCCCACAGCUUUGCAGCUUUUGUCGAAGGAGGAUGGACAGGUGGAUCCGCUAAUGCGACAAAGGUCCAAGGAGCUCGUGGUGGAAGGUUUGGAGAUGAAGCAGAGACAACUCUCUGGCCAAGCGGCUUCCUCAAGCGAGGAAAACACGGAUGAUGGCCCGUUUUCCCGGAGCGGGCACAAGGCUUCUGCUGCUUUGGAAGCAGCAGCAGAUUUGGUCAAGAAGCAUCCGCUGCUGGCUGCUGCCGGCUCUCCUGCAGAGCGAGACCGAGGAGCCGCUCGAGCUGCUUGUGUGAGGAAGCUGGGGUAUGAGCAGGCGGAACAAUCGGCACUCAAACGACUCAAGAGUGAGGCGGCCCUUCGGCAGCUUCGAGAGCGACAUGCUAGGGAGCUGGCUGAAGCAGAGGCCAACCUCUUCGACGAGGACUUCCAGGAGACGAUGCCAGCAGAGGAGCAACUUCGGUUUCUUCGCGAAGAAGAAGAGCAGGAGAAGCAGAGACUCGCAGAGGAGCGAGAGGCCCGACUUCGUGAGGAGCAGAGGCUCGCAAAGGAGCGAGAGGCCCGACUUCUUGAGGAGCAGAGGCUUGCAGAGGAGCGAGAGGCCCAACUUCGCGAGGAGCAGAGGCUCGCAGAGGAGCGAGAGGCCAGACGUUUGGAGGAGCAGAGGCUCGCUAAGGAGCGAGAGGAUGCCAAGUACCGGGAGUUGGAGAGACUCGCAAAGGAGCGAGAGGCCCGACUUCAGGAGGAGCAGAGACUCGCAGAGGAGCGAGAGGCUCGACUUCGUGAGGAGCAGAGGCUCGCAGAGGAGCGAGAGGAGGCUCGACUUCGUGAGGAGCAGAGACUUGCAAAGGAGCGAGAGGCUUUCCAGCAGCGACGCUCGAGUGGAGUUUCCUUGCAGUCUGGGUCGAAGGGUGGAUCAGCCGAGUCCUUGUGCAGUCUCAAAAGGAAACUGUCGCUGCUUUCCCAGGAGUCGGAGCCGACUGCAGCUUCCGAGGCUGCCGAGGCUGCUAGUGGUAUCCUCGCACCGCACGAGCAACGACAGAUCCACAAGCUCGCGACUGAGUCCAUGACCCGGGCUUCCAGCAACAUCAUACAACAGGGCAUCGCCAGAGGAGCUUCCGAGGAUGAGAUGCAGUCGCAGCUCAUGCAGUACUACGAUGAGGUCGUGACUCAGCUUAUGCAGGAGCUUCUGGAGGAGAAUACGAAAGCAAGGAAGCUCCCAGCCCAGGACAGAACCCCCGCGACCACGGACUCGCCGAAGCCUGCCGUGGACCCGGAGCAGGCCUUGCUGAACGCCGUGGGCCGUCAUGCACCUGCCGACGAGAAAAUCAAUUCCCGAACCCACAAGUUGGAAUGGAAUUGCCUCUACCGAAUGUGCACCCCCUCUGCCAAAGGGACCAUAAAGGUCGACAAGGAGAUCUAUGACAAGUGGAACAGUACGGAGCCCGGUGUCAAAGACACUUUGUUUCGCGACUUUGUGAAGAAGUGCUACCAGCCGGGCGACACCACCGGCAACCAGGCAAGAAUCGAAUGCUUGAUCAAGUACCGCCGCGAGAAGCUCCGAUCCCAACGGGUCAACGUCAUUCGGGCUUGGAUGACCGAGGAGGACAUGGCCAAGGCCGGCUGGGUCAAGAUCCAGGGGGCGAUGAAGUAUUGCCAGGCUCACAAGCUGGUGAAGAAAUGCAAGUACACCAACCAGGAUAAAUUCCUGGUGGAGGUGGAGGACAAGGUGGACGACGAAUCCUUGGAAAGCUUGAGGCUUGCUGAGGAAACCCAGGCCGCCGCCGGAGAGUUGCCAAGCGACUUCCAGGGAUUCUCCUUGCAUCUCUCAGAAAGCCUGGGGCUGGAGGAUCAGCCCGGUCCGAAGCCCGAAGAGCCCAAGUCGAAACUCGAAAGCUUCCCUGCCAUUGAGAUGAACAGAUUGUCGGAGCGAGUGAAAAAAUACAAAGAUCACGCAUUGGCUCGGAAGUCCAAGUUCAACACGUCUGCCGAUCGGCUCCGGGAUGAAGGUGCCACCGGGCACGAGACUCUUAUUGGCAAUGGAAAGCUUGCAUUUGUCAAUGGCAGUCCAUGGCACGUGCUACCUCAGGAAAGAUCUCGAGGACCUCAAGAAGUGCUUGGGUCCCUCGAUGCAGUUUGGUGUUUUCAGGUUGCUCAUGUGUGUUUGCGAGGUCUUGGGUGUGCUUUUCCAGUUCGGUCUCUUCACAGGGAUGUUGUGUCAACAUGUCUAUGGGCCACGAACACAUCUACACACGUAUAUACACGAAUACACACACAUAUACAUAUACAUGUGUGUAUAGCAACACCAGCUACACACGCACACACAUGUUUGUUCUCCCUCUCGUUCCCUGCUUGCGGUUAUAUAUUUAUUAUGGGGCUUUAA